GCUGCGCAGUGCGGCUCCGUCUCCCUGACAGACUGAAGCUAUUGUCGCCAUGUCCGAGAACAACAACGGGGAGGAGCCCGCGCUUCACGGAUAUUAGUUCAGAGAAUAGAAUCAUUCAAGUUGAUUGUGGACCAACAGAUGAUAUCCAGAGGGUUAAAACAUUUACAUCAUAUCACAGAAUAGCCAGUUGAGCGUUUUACGGAAUGGCUGAUUAUCUUCACCAGGAAGGUCCUCACCCAUCUGCUUCGUCUGAUAACUUUGGACUGGGAGAUUUUAGUCUCAUUCUGUCUAACAGCUGUGAACCGUCUAAUCAAACAGGUUCCUGGGUAGAGCUACAAAUGAACAGCAACUUGAACAACAACGAUGGCAGCAGAAAUGGAGGCUUGGAACAUGUGCCAUCCUCCUCGUCCAUCCACAAUGGGGACAUGGAGAAAAUUCUCUUGGACGCUCAGCAUGAGUCUGGAGCCAGCAGCUCUAGGAGCAGCUCACAAUGUGACAGCCCUUCCCCUGAAGAUGGACAAAUAACUUUUGAUGUGGAGAUGCACACAAGCAGAGAUGGCUCCCAGCCUGAAGAGGAAGCUGCAGACGGAGAGAAGGAAGAGGAAACCUUAAAAAAAAGCGCAGACUGGGUGUCCGACUGGUCAAGUAGACCUGAAAAUAUCCCCCCAAAAGAGUUUCAUUUCCAUCACCCCAAGCGAUCAUUGUCACUGAGUAUGAGAAAGACUGGAGCUAUGAAGAAAGGUGGCAUCUGCUCAGCAGAGUUCCUGAAAUAUUUCAUCCCUUCUCUGUUCAUCUCCCAUGUGCUGGCUCUGGGACUCGGCAUCUACAUUGGUAAGAGAUUGGCCUUGCCAUCUGCCAGUUCCUAUUGAGGGAGCACAAUCUGGAAUCAAGCCUGUGACCCUGUGAAGGUGUGUUCUGUCACAUUUGUGCAUUUGAACUUUUGCACCAUGUUAAGCAUGAUUCAAAGCACCCACCUCCCUCCACCUGUGUCCCUCAAACCUGGGACCCAUCUGGCCCUCAGAUUGGCUCAGAGCACUAAACCCAGUUGUGAUGACCCUGAGACAGAGGCAAAACAUCACUUGAUGUUCCAUUCAGCAUCUUCUGGAAAGUUCGUCUUGAAGGGAGAAUCCAGCUGAUGGCAGAUGGUGUGCCAGCUCAUCGUAGGAGUCCCACACUUCUCAAAAUAAAAGACAAGCGUGAUGCCAAAAUCAUGAGCCCUCGGACCAGUAAUGAGGGAGCCCAAAGAUGACCAUGUUGCUGCCCAUGUUAUGAGAAGCUUCAAAAAUCAAUCUACAAAUGGGAAAUCAGCUUGUGAAAUCCAGGAUGGGCUGCAUUAUUGAGUUAGAGCUCUAGCCUUACUCACAUAGUUUGUGCUGUCCAAAUAUACAAAAAUGGAUGAUCCUCACAAUGGGAUUUAUUUGAUAUGCUUCUUGCCCUGAAAAUUAUGACAAAGAUUACUGGCAGACACACAUCACUUUGAUCAGUAACUUAAUGUUAAUGAGAUGUCUCAAUAAAUUAGUGUUGCAAGGUUUGACAUUGAAAGAGUAUCCAAACGUAACAUAGUCACUGUGCACUAACACUGCCUUCCCCUUAACAUCCAAGUAUCUCUGUCCCACACACUCUGUACACUUUGUAAGGUACAAGCGUCUUUUAUAGAAAAUUGUUGUGUAUAACAAUGCACCCUCUACACCUUCAUACUAUUUUGUCAUUGUACCAUAAACUUUGCUAACAAUACAACUCUACGUUUGUUAGUAGAUCUGUGACCAAUACAAACUCCUGAAGAAAUACAUAAUAUAUGUUUACAGUGUAGAUACCUCUAUUUUCAAGAUUCAUGUACAAAACAGAUAAUUCUCUCACUUUACACACUGCAUAGGUUUUCAUCACCAUAUUUACUAGUUCUUGCAUAGAAUACAAAAAUAUUUUACAAUUGCCUCUUUAUGUGCUAUAGUAUAGUAUUACUUUUAACUUUCUUUAUUUUUAUGAAUAACUAUCUUGAAACCCAUUUGACAUCUGGAUGACAAAAGAAAUGACAUAGUUUGGUUCAAGUAAGGAAAAUCCAAUUAAAUUCAGUUUUGUUCUGUGACACAGUCGGUCAUUUGGUUUGAUAGAAUGGUAAUUUAAAGUUACUGACAAAAAAUAGUCCUUCGGUUUUGUGGUCCCUUAUUGUAAGUUGCUCCUUGUUGCUAUCUCCUAUUUUAUUUUUCUCAGAAAUUAUUUUAUCCUAUGUACUUUUCACGGCUUUAUUUAAUUCCAGCAUUGUGAAGUUUUGAGUUUUCAUUCUUAGAUGUGUUUUUAUUUUCCCUUCAGUUUUAAAAAUGUGAAAUAGUAAUGUUGGAUUGCAAUUACAACACGUAAAUAUUAAAAGCUGUGGAUCAUAAUUGUGAAAUUCAGACAACGUAGCAUAAUAAGAAUGUUAUAUUGACUCAUUUUUUCUAUAUAUAAAGAAGCAUAUAUACAAGGCCUAUUUAUUCAAAUUUGUGUCGUUAGACUAUCAUAAUAUAGUCAAAUAAACAUGAGUGUGAUGAAAUAGAAAACUUACUGUAAAGAGAGUUCUCUUUCCAUUUAAAGGGGCAUCAAAGUAUUGUUUUUUUUCUUUAAAGGAAUAGUCAAGUCAAAAUUAAACUUUCAUGAUUCAGAUAGAGCAUGUAAUUUACACCUAUUAAUUUUCCUUCAUUCUCUUGCAAUCUUUUUGGUUCAGCACCUGGGUAGCACUUUCUGAUUGGUGUCUAAAUGUAGCCACCAAACAGCAAUUGCUACCAGUGUUCUGAACCAAAAAUGGGCCGGCUCCUAAGCUUACAUUAAUAUAAAGAUACCAAGAGAACGAAGAAAAAUUGAUAAUAGGAGUAAAUUGGAAAGUUACUUAAAAUUGCCUGCUCUAUCUGAAUCAUGACAGCUUAAUUUUGACUAGACUAUUCCUUUAAAAGAGGGGUUUUGGAGGAGUGCAUUCAGUGUAAUAUAAAGUAUAUUACGGAUUAGAAAGUAUAACAAUCAUAAACAAUUAAUUAGAAAAUCAUAAAAAAAAUUAAAUUAAAUUAAAGAAAUGGUUAGUCACUAAAGUAUGACAGGCUGCACAUUUCACAAAGAUAGGAAAUGUAUUUAUUAGACAAGCAAUUCCAAGUACCUAUUCAUCUGCAAAUAAAAUACAAGUUGCCCUAAAGAGUAGGUGGCCAUUUCAAAUUUAAAAGGACCAAGUCCUGUAAACUGGCAAGUUGCAGGAAAGCACGCGGAUGGAAACGCUGUAUAUAUCGUACGCACUGGGAAAAACCUGAAACCAAACAUAUCUCCACUCUCCCUGUUUACUUCCAGUUUAAUUACAGAGGCAUCCGCUGUUUCACGGCACAUUAGGAAAAUGGCACUUCACAAUAGCGGUUUUACCGCAUCAGCUGACCUGCGGCUGUACAAGCUCAUCAGGUAGCGUACUUCAAUCCGGCGACCAGCCCUGGCAUCCACUCUUUGGCCAAUGAAAUUAAAAGUGUAAUUCCCCAGAAGCAUAAGAACACCAGCUCCAUUAGCACGCCAGCACUCAGGGUAACGGGCAUGGAGGCGGCUCUCAACGGACCAGCAUAUGCAAUAUGCUCAGGGUUUCCAUCUGUGUGCUUUCCUGGAACCUGCCACUUUACAGGACUUGCUCCUUUUAACUUCGAAAUUGCCAGCUACUCUUUAAAGGGACAUGAAACACAAAUAUUUUCUUUCAUAAUUCAGAUAGAGCAUGUCAUUUUAAACAACUUUCCAAUUUACUUCUAUUAUCUAAUUUGUUUUGUUCUCUUGGUAUCCUUUGUUGAAGGAGCAACAAUGCAUUACUGGUUUCUAACUGAAUACAUGGGUGAGCCAAUGACCAAUUUGUGUGUAUAUAUAUAUGCAGCCACCAAUCGGCAGCUAGAACCUAGGUUAUUUGCUGCUCCUGAGCUUUCCUAGAUAAACCUUUCAGCAAAGGAUAACAAGAGAAGGAAGCAAAUUAAAUAAUAGAAGUAAAUUGGAAAGUUGUUUAAAAUUGUAUUCUCUAUCUGAAUCACAACAUAAACAUUUUGGGUUUCAUGUCCCUUUAAAGCUAAGGUUAUUUGCAGAUGAAUACUUUCUUAGAAUUUCUAUUUUUGUGAAUUGUGCAGCCUGUCAUACUUUAGUGACUAAUAAUUUCUAGUCACUCUGCUCUUUUUAUUUUAUUUUUUAUUUCAUUUUUUUUUCUUUCUAUUUAAAAGAGGGUGUUUUUAAUUUUUGUGUGUGUUUGUGGGGCAUGUUACUGUCCACCAAUAGAGCUGUGGGAGCUUUGCUUAUCAGCCAGUGAGUUUCUAUCCCAUGGAUCUGUAGAACACAAACUUGCACUUCCUGGUUGUAUAAAAAUCCAAAAUAACAAAAUUGAAUGCAACUUUUUUUCAUGCAAAAAAAAUAUUUUGUCAUGUUUUUAGAAGUAGUUCUGUUUUAAAAUAUUUAGAUUUUAAUGGCCCCUGUGCCACAUACAAUGUACCUAGAGGCACAAGUAACAGACUCUCUCUUAAUCAUGAUAAAUGAAUAUGCCUUUAUGAAGGAAGACUUUCUGUGUCUUUGUAUAAUUUAAAUAUAUAGAGACUUGUAUAGCUUUAAAUAUGAUGCUCAAAUUGCAUGCAGCAAAAGGAAAAAAAAUAACAUUAUAAUAAAAUAUGCACAACCUGUUUUCCUUAAAUCAGGGCCCAACAAAUCUGUUGGUGGCUCGGCUGCUGACACCUAAUCUGUCCUUCAUGUUAGUGACAGCUCUGACAGGCAUUGCACGUGAAAUCAAGUGAUAUUAAAAGGGAUAGGAAAGUCAAAAUUAAACUUGCAUGAUUCUGAUAGAGCAUGUAAUUUUAAGAUACUUCUAUUUUCAAAUGUGCUUUGCUCUCUUUGUAUCCCUUGUUGAAAAAAAUACGCACAUAUCCUACACUAGUGGGAGCUGCUGCUAAUUGGUGCCUGCACACAUUUGUCUUUUUUGAUUGGCUGACUAGAUGUGUUCAUCUUGCUGGUAGUAAUGCAAUUCUGUUACUUCAGCAAAGGAUAACAAAAGAACAAAGCAAAUUUGAUACUGGAAGUAAAUUGGAAAGUUGUUUAAAAUUGUAUGUUCUAUCCAAAUCAUGAAAUAAUUUUUUGGGGGGAUUCCUGUCCCUUUAACUCCCUCUGCCUCCGACUAUUCCAUAUCAUUUGUAAAGAGGCUUCACAAGAUGAAUAAAAAGGGAGAUCUUAGCCAAAGUGACAUUUGUAUUUCACAGCUGGGAGGCCUGGAAAGGAUCCAGCCUAAUCAAGGCAAAUUUUAGGUACAGCUAGCGUGGUAAAGGGGGGGGGGGCACCCAUGAGUGUUUUUGGGGCUCUAAACCAAGGAGCCAGGGUCUAAUUUUUAAGGCGCCAGUGGCUCCCUGGUGCCUGGGUUUGUUGAGCUGUGAUUUAAAUGAAAUAGGAUCCGAUUUAAAGUCUUAUAUUUAUAUAUGACACAAAUAAAGACACACAUCAUGUGUUCAUUGUUUAUACUUUGCUACCUAGCGCUCUUAAUCUAAAGAGGACAUUAAAAUUACAUAUGCUUUUCUUUAUUGUAAAAUGAGUAAGAAUAUGACAUUCUUCUAUUAACAGAUAUAUCUAGGUAUUGUAAAAUCUUUGCUAAUAUGGGCACCAAUUUAAACUGGUACCCUCUUGUGAUUAGAGAUCCCUUUGUGUCUAAGGAAUCAUAAUAAAAUGUUCUACAAAGUUUCAUUCAUAGUUACAUUUUAAGUGGUAUUUGCAAGUAUUAAUCUUUAUAGAACAAGACAUUGAGAUAAUAAAGCAUCUACUCAACUUUUAGGGCCACAAUCCAGUGUUAUAUUUAUGAUGCAAAUGUUUUCCAUUACACUAAAGAUUUCACAGAAAUAUUAACACGUGUUUACAGGAUCACUGGAGUAAAAUCAGACUGGUUCUUAUGUUUUGCCCUGAAUGGGAGAGAGAAAAAAAACUGAGCAGUGACUGCGUUGUUCUCCCUCCUUGAAUAUGUCUAAAUUUGAGGAGAGAAAAGCAGAAUUGAUACUCUGUAGCAUCAGAUUUUUUUUAUAUACAUUGAAGUUUUAGAUUGGUGAAUUUAACUUGUUAAAUUAGUUUAAAUAAGCCAGUGUGACGAUGCAUAUAUUGAAGUAGUCAUUUGCAGAAUUGUACCCAGUAUCCAGAAAAAACUUGUAGCUGUAAUCAUUUUGUAACAUUAAAAGCUCUCACUAGAA
Bombina bombina (fire-bellied toad) is the source of this 6185-nucleotide messenger RNA. RefSeq names its product BCL2 interacting protein 3 like (gene BNIP3L). Gene Ontology annotation, cellular component: mitochondrial envelope; nucleus; mitochondrial outer membrane. Lineage: Eukaryota; Metazoa; Chordata; Amphibia; Anura; Bombinatoridae. The coding region runs from base 204 to 869 and encodes 221 amino acids. The transcript has 6 exons. Gene Ontology annotation, biological process: positive regulation of apoptotic process; defense response to virus; mitochondrial outer membrane permeabilization. The record is from RefSeq and is a predicted model, not a curated record.